AUGGCUCUGAAGAGACAGGAUGGUGGUCCCACGUACGGAUACUACGUGUAUAACAGCGAGGCAUUCGAUUGCUACCCCAAACAGGCCUGUGUCAGAAAAGGCAGCAAUUUCGGCUGUACAGCAGGAUCGCAACCGUUCACGGCUUGCCUCGAUGGCUUCAACUCAUCAUGCAGCCAAAGCAGCCAGGGUGUUGGCACGCUCUGCUGGUUCGUCUCAACUCAUAGUCCUUACUCUGUGUUGACAGAUUCGCCUUACAAUGUCUUUGUUCGUAUGCUAACGUGUCAUAACGAUAGCAACUUCAACACCGACUUUCCCCUCUGCGUCACAGCGAUCAAGCCGCUAACCUCCAACUCAGUUGCCACAAUCACUGGCUUCCUCUGCGGCAAUAACCGCGCCAAAGGCAACAAGCUUGUUCUCGAGACCACGGGCCAGUCGACGACAGCGGGAACUACCACAUCACCAUCGGGCUCGGCAUCAAACUCGUCGAUCACAACGGCGCCGGCCUCCACUGUCGAAACCAUUGCCACAGAGACGACGACAACAGAUCCUUCUCCGGCCUCUUCGCCUGCCACGUCUGUCGGCGCCGUUGUCGGCGGUAUCGUCGGCGGUCUGGCGGUCGUUGGUCUUACCGUGCUCAGUAUUGUAUGGAUCUGGCUACGCAACCGCCGGGCAAAGAGCGGGGCUUCUCCAAGCGUCAUGAACCAGCCAUAUGCCUAUUCCCCCAUGGCCCCUAUUGGCACCCCACCAGAACCUCGAUCACCUCCGUUGCAGUCCGCGUAUCACUUGAACUCCUACAAGGGUUACUACCGCCAGUCGGCCGUGGGUUCUCCUGGUCCUGAGAGCCAUUAUCGCUCGGCUCCCACGGUGACAAUUUACACCCCGACAGCCUCCGAAGCCCCUAACCAGCUCGUGGCCGUGUCGCACAGCUCAGCACCCGACGACAGCCGGCGCUUGUCCGACGUACAAGCCAUUAGCUCGGCGGGGACCAGCGACAACGCCACGGAACUCUCAUCAGAGAGAUAUGAUUGA
Colletotrichum spaethianum is the source of this 1029-nucleotide messenger RNA. RefSeq lists its product as uncharacterized. The transcript has 2 exons. The coding region runs from base 1 to 1029 and encodes 342 amino acids. The record is from RefSeq and is a predicted model, not a curated record. Lineage: Eukaryota; Fungi; Ascomycota; Sordariomycetes; Glomerellales; Glomerellaceae.